AGAGGAUUAUAAAAGAAGCAGGGUCUUCAGCAUUCAAUAGGCGCAUUCAUUCUCCAGCCACGCUGAGGAGAGGCAGCACUUUGAGACUUGGUGAAGAGCUUGUGUGUGGAUCAGCCGUUUCAGCCUGAACUAGAGGUGUGAGCCAGUGACCAGCUGCUCUGCUUCCCUGAUCUUCAGCUUGAACCCGAAUAUCUGCCUCUGGGUCCUUUUAUUUUUCGUGUUACAUUCCAGGUCAGGAAUCUCUGCGAUUAAUUUUCCAAGGGUAAGUGCAGCUUCCAGCAGGAAUCCUCAGAGGCUCUGGCAGGUAAAACUGUCCCCAUUUCCAGAGGAGGAGCAGAGGGCAAGGAACUUGCCCCAGGCAUCUGGACCCAUUAGGCUGUGGGGGUGGAGCCCUACGAACUUUGGCUGCUUGGCUCUCAGCCCAGCCACCCACCCCCAGCUCUCCAGUAACUGGGCACAAACACUUCCUGCAUGGGGCCUCCAGGCCUGUAAAUACUGUGGGCCAGGAGGUGGACACUUCAGGCCCGUGGCCUAGGGAAGCCCAGACACGUAGCAGCAGGUGGAAGAAACUCCUUCUAAAGGCAGAGAGGAAAGUGUCUCCUCUGAGAGAAAAGUGGGGAGAGCAGCUCACCCACAAAGAAAGUUCCAGAGGCAGAACUGAGGUGCCAAGUGGAACAGAAAUUUCACUGAAGGUAUCCUUGAACUUGGCUUCUGGGUACAGGUGGGACACAGCUGUCACCUGAUACCUCUCAGACUUCUCAGGGCACGGGGAGCUCACCUUGCUGUCCCAGCUCUGUCUCUUGUAGACUAUUGCUCCACACUGGGAUGAGCUCCCUGCCCGUGCCCCGGGAGCCCUUGCGCCGAGUGGCUGUGACUGGGGGCACCCACGGAAAUGAGAUGUGUGGCAUCCACCUGAUCCGGCACUGGCUGCAGGCCCCAGGGGAGCUGCAGAGACCCAGCUUCUCAGCCAUGCCAGUUCUGGCCAACCCAGCAGCCACAGCCGCCUGUCGCCGUUACAUGGACCGUGAUCUCAACCGCACUUUCACCUUCACCUUCCUCAGUUCCACAGCCACUCCCAAUGACCCAUAUGAAGUGACAAGAGCACAAGAGUUGAACCAGCUACUGGGCCCCAAGGGCACAGACCAGGCCUUUGACUUCAUCUUAGACCUGCACAACACCACAGCCAACACUGGGGUCUGCCUCAUCUCUGAAGCCUCUCACAGCCCCUUCAACUUGCACCUGUGUCACUACCUACAGCUGCAGAACCCUGGGUUGCCCUGCCGCCUCUUUCAGUAUGAUAUAUCCGGGAGGGAGACCUACAGCGUGGAAUCUGUGUCCAAGGAUGGGAUCUGUCUGGAGCUGGGCCCCCAGCCUCAGGGUGUACUACGGGCCGACCUGUUCUCACAGAUGAGAACUCUGGUGGGGUCCAUUCUGGACUUCAUUGAGCUCUUCAACCAAGGCAUGGCCUUUCCUGCCUUUGAGAUGGACAUCUACAGGACCUUGGGCAGUGUGGACUUCCCACGCACAGCAGACGGCGACCUGACUGGCACUGUGCACCCUCAGCUGCAGGACCACGACUUUGAGCCGUUGAGGCCGGGUGAACCCAUCUUCAAGCUGUUCAGUGGUGAGGACGUGUUAUAUGAGGGGAACUCCAUUGUGUAUCCUGUGUUCAUUAAUGAGGCCGCCUACUAUGAGAAGAACGUGGCUUUCCUGGAAUCUGAGAGGAUCCGGGUCUCGGUGCCUGCCCUGCCUGGACUGACCUCCAGCUCCACCCUGGUUCCCUAACCCAAGUCAUGCCUGCCUGGUCUCAAUCUCACUACCUGAACAAUGGGUCCCAAGGCACAGUUCCAGGCCCAGGGUUCCCUGUCCUACUCUGGGCACCAUGUCCCUUGUCAGACAACUGAUCCCAUGAUAUAAAAUGGAAUGUUCCUAGAA
Messenger RNA from Cricetulus griseus (Chinese hamster), 1935 nucleotides. Lineage: Eukaryota; Metazoa; Chordata; Mammalia; Rodentia; Cricetidae. The record is from RefSeq and is a predicted model, not a curated record.